AUGACAUUCAAAAGUCAUCAGCUCCAGAACUUGCUGUCGAAUCCUGCAGAUUUAGGAAAAGCAAAAGACGAAUUUUUUUGGCAAAAAACAGACGGUUUUACAGUAGCUUCUUUGUCCGAGAUGCUGCCUAUAAGUUCUGUGAAUAUUCAGGGGAGAUUAUCGUUCCUAACGCAGCAUAUUUGGAAGGAAAUACUGCCUCCACGCAUCCAAUUUUUCAUAUGGUUACUGGCUCGGGAUCGAAUAUCAUCGAAUGUCACUUUGAUUUCUAGAGGUAUUCUAACUUCAGAAAAUUCUAAAUGUGAUCUUUGUGAGGAUGAUGAAUCUUCUAUGCAUAUUGUUUUGCAUUGUAAAUAUGCUUGGUUUUUUUGGAGUUCAUUGCUUCAGAAGAGCAAUCUCAGCUGGGUUUCUCCUUCUUCGUUGGAUCAAUUCUUCUGGAAUUGGAAUUCUUUAUCGUCGGGAAGACACAAAAAGCUUUGGAAGCUCAUAUGGUUCUUUGGCAUCUGGCAUCUCUGGAAAGCCAGAAAUAAUAGAGUCUUCAACGAUUCUAUCGAUGACAUUCAUAGUUUACAGUUUCAGAGUAUUGGUCGAACUGUCGAAUUUUAUAGGGCUAGGAAUCAUAGCUUUGAAUAUUCAGGAGCAGACGUGUUUCGUUCAUUAGACUACUUUUGUAAUUAUGUUUAG
Mercurialis annua (annual mercury) is the source of this 681-nucleotide messenger RNA. RefSeq lists its product as uncharacterized. NCBI's taxonomy places the organism in Eukaryota, Viridiplantae, Streptophyta, Magnoliopsida, Malpighiales, Euphorbiaceae. The coding region runs from base 1 to 681 and encodes 226 amino acids. The transcript has a single exon. The record is from RefSeq and is a predicted model, not a curated record.